AUGCGUAGCAAGUUCAAGGAUGAGCACCCUUUCGAGAAGCGCAAGGCCGAAGCCGAGCGCAUCCGCCAGAAGUACGCCGAUCGCAUUCCCGUCAUCUGCGAGAAGGUCGAAAAGAGUGACAUCGCAACCAUCGAUAAGAAGAAGUAUCUCGUACCCUCAGAUCUCACCGUUGGCCAGUUUGUCUAUGUUAUCCGCAAGCGCAUCAAGCUGUCUCCUGAGAAGGCUAUCUUCAUCUUUGUCGACGAAGUACUCCCUCCCACGGCAGCUCUCAUGAGCAGCAUCUACGAGGAACACAAGGACGAGGACGGCUUCCUCUAUAUCACCUACUCUGGCGAGAACACCUUUGGCAGCAUUUGA
Molecule: messenger RNA, 357 nt
Organism: Beauveria bassiana ARSEF 2860
Lineage: Eukaryota; Fungi; Ascomycota; Sordariomycetes; Hypocreales; Cordycipitaceae
Product: autophagy-related protein 8
Exons: 2
Coding region: 1-357 (118 amino acids)
Biological process (GO): macroautophagy; cellular response to nitrogen starvation
Cellular component (GO): fungal-type vacuole membrane; cytosol; autophagosome
Molecular function (GO): phosphatidylethanolamine binding
Source: RefSeq, a predicted model, not a curated record